This is a messenger RNA of Branchiostoma belcheri (Belcher's lancelet), 1090 nucleotides long. RefSeq lists its product as uncharacterized. The transcript has 3 exons. Bases 185 to 862 code for a protein of 225 amino acids. The record is from RefSeq and is a predicted model, not a curated record. Lineage: Eukaryota; Metazoa; Chordata; Leptocardii; Amphioxiformes; Branchiostomatidae.
GACCUCGUAACCUAUGACACGAGGUGUUGCUAACUUGCGAUGACCUACAUGUGACUGUGUGGAAGAAGCUAAAAGGUUGUUUGAGAACCUCCUUGCCUUGAGAAAAUCUUCACACCCUACGUGGAAGAUUUCCUGUUGCGGUCUGAAAGUAACGCCAUUGCCGUCGGAGGUCCAUCCACAAGUCAUGGGGGUCUUUAGGCGGGGCAUUGCUGGAGUCACCACCUACUAUGUAGGGCUCCAGUGCUACUUGGUCUAUCACCUGAAAACAGCACCACCUAACAACGUGCAGCCAAACUGGGGCGAUGGCAGCAAGGGCAUGUUUCACUCAGGGAUGGAACCCGUGUCUGCCAAACCUAAGUUGGAAAGUGCCACCCAAGAGUCCAGGGAGCCCAUGGUACAAGCUGUCCUCAGCCUGUACCAGUCCAAGCCAUCACUGGGAGCGAUGGAGUUCUAUGCCCCUGAAGCUACAGUCGAAGAUCCCUGCUUCCUCUUCAAGGGGAAGAGAGAGAUAGCAGCAGCCUGGUACAACAUGGUCAAGUUUAUCCCCACAUCAGAAACACUCAGCUACAAAGUGGACCAUUCUGAAGACUGGGUUCGUAUCACAGUGAACCAGAAGUACUGCCUUCGUGGCACCGGACUCGACAUCACCCUACCUUCUGUUGCCUACCUGACAUUGACUAGGACUGAUGAGGGGAAAGAGCUCAUCAUAAACCACACAGAUGAGUGGUACGGAAAACCACUGCUGGAGAGAAGUAAUCACUUUGGGUUUGAGCUGAUAGGCACGACAGCUCGGGUGUUCCGAAGGGUACAUGGCUGGAUCGUGACUAGAUACAGCUGUGCACCCAAUGUUAGAGAACUGUAAAUUUGCUGUAUUUUGCUAUAUAAUCGAUUCAUAGACACAGGUAUGUAAAUAAAUGGAUAAUGUUAUAGUUUUGAUCAUGCAUUAUGGAAUGGUCUCAAAUAGGAAAUCUAAUAGUUUCUUACGCAUUAUCUGAUUUAUUGUCUGUUGUUCUACAUCCUGCAGCUGUACAAGACUAUUUUCUCCUUGCUAAAGAAUUGUUGAAAUAAACAGCAAAGAAUGAAGUACUAU